Messenger RNA from Bubalus bubalis (water buffalo), 4295 nucleotides. It is a transcript of the gene SYBU, whose product is annotated as syntabulin. Lineage: Eukaryota; Metazoa; Chordata; Mammalia; Artiodactyla; Bovidae. The transcript is spliced from 5 exons. Bases 1869 to 3383 code for a protein of 504 amino acids. The record is from RefSeq and is a predicted model, not a curated record. Gene Ontology annotation, biological process: axonal transport of mitochondrion; synapse maturation. Gene Ontology annotation, cellular component: vesicle; cytoplasmic microtubule.
GCAUCGUUAAAUAACAAUGGAUUUUCAGCAAAUGUCUGUUUCUGUUCUAGAAUUUCCAUUUUUAUGCAGGCAGUCGAAUUAUAUUGAUGGGUCUUUGCAUACCUUUUAAAGAAUGAAAAUUGGGUGUCUCAGAGUAAUAAUUUUACAUCAGAAAAUAAUAUCUUACCCCUGAUGGCUGCAACCACAGGACCUAUUUUUGAAAAUCAUCCACCUUUAUCAUUUUAUAACCAACCUGGUAAUUUGCUAGCAAAGUUGGAGUAGACUGUCAGGACUACUGUGUUCCUGAGUAGCAUUACCAAUCAUGAGUCCUUGAAACUGUGAAAUACUAUAGUUUAGCCAACGCAUUACUCAGAGGCAACUAAUUAAGUUCAAGGAGCUUCUGGGAGUUCAUUACAUCAUUAGACAAAGUCUCUCAAAUCCAGAAGGAAUAGCCAGUCCCAGUUCUGAUAAAUUGCUACCGUAAUCCUCCCAGAAUUCUGCUGGGAGCUGGGAUUCGCAGCUGUCAUCUGCCCUAAGGAGUCCUUCCUGAUCUCUUUUCCAGAAGAGGCUGACCUUCCCGAGAGGUCCUAGAAACCAGAUGAGGGAUCUUUCUCUUUGCCUUGCUGUUACUUGCUUCCCGCUUCAGCAAAACCAAAACACGCCAUCAGUAAGAGCAUCUGUUCACAGUGGGCCAGUCUGGCCGCCUCUUGUCCUCGUGGCUCAUCUUGGCUGUCAGGAAGAUGGUAGUUUAUUCAGGAACCUCCCCAGCUCCCGCUCCUUUUACGGUCUUCUUGGGACAUGUUAUCACAGGGGUAGCAUGGGGAUUUGGUCCUGGACAGAAUUCAUCGCCCACAAGCCUUAGGCAAAUAAAUCAGCUUUUGUUUCUUCAAAAGUAGAAGACAAGAUUAAUAUCUGCCUUACAAAGAUGUCAAGAUUAAUACGUCAAGGAAUAGAAAGAAUCUUGAGCAAGGGCCUGAAACCUAGUAGGUUCUCAAUAGUCAUGAUCAUCAGGACUUCAGUGGUUAAAGUUCUGUGCAUCCAAAGCAGGGGGCAUGGGUUUGAUCCCUGGUUGGGGAACUAAGCUCCUACAUGCACACAACACAACCUAAAAAAUAAAAUUAAAUUCAAAAUAAUAAUGAUUACUAUCACUGCAUAUCAGAAACUCAGGGGAUUUAGAUUAUUCAUAGUUUCCUCAAUCAGAAAUGUGAUCUGGUUCUGAGUUUGAGGCCAGAAGAGUCACAAAUUGUGCCACAGGAGUUGAGAAACAAGAUCAAAUAAAAUUAUGAGCCUCAAUUGAUUUUUCCAAAAGCAUUUGGAAUUUCAUCUUUAAAAAAAAAAAAAUGCUCUUUCUUUUCUUCCUGUUGUCCUGUUACCUCUUCCAUGCCCCUGAACUUCCAGGCAAUCCAUGGAAUGUUUUCAUUAUUACUAUUUCAAAACUUUGUUUUGUUAAAAAUGAAUUUAUGUUAAUUAUUCUACCACACAGCAUGUUUUCAAUUAUACGCUGAACCCUAGUCUGUGCUUAAAACCUACUGUGAUCUUUGUAAACUAAUAAACAACCCCUCCACCCACCCCCAAAAACUGCGGUUUCAAAUUUCAGUGAUCAUUCCCAGGUUCCAUCACUGGUCACUGUGAACUUUUUUCACAACUCUCUGGAAAUGUUAAGUUCCUGCUGUUCUGUUAAGGUUGUGUUCUUUAUAGAAAAGCUGCAGCUGCGGUCAGAGAAGUGGAGGAAGAUCAGAUAGCGGGGCUUGGAGCUGUUAUCUGGAGCGCAGGCUUUCCUAUUUCGAACCGGUUGAUUAUCUCCAGGCCCUAACGUGCCAAAUUCAAGUAGUGAAGCCGAUUUCAGCUCCUCGAGCAGCACCGGCAGCAUCUCGGCUCCUGAGGUCCCCAUGUCUGCCGCUGGGAGCAAGCGGUCCUCUUUCUCACGCAAUCGAGGUCCCCACGGGCGGAGCAAUGGAGCUUCGUCCUACAAGUCUGCCAACAGCCCACCCUCCCCACGGGAGAAGGACCUUCUGGCCAUGCUCUGCAGGAACCAGUUGAGUCCCGUUAACAUCCACCCCAGUUAUGCGCCUUCUUCCCCGAGCAGCAGCAACUCCGGCUCCUACAAAGGAAGUGACUGUAGCCCUGUCAUGAGGCGGUCUGGAAGGUACAUGUCCUGUGGUGAAAAUCAUGGUGUCAAACCCCCAAAUCCAGAGCAGUACUUGACCCCUCUGCAGCAGAAAGAGGUUACGGUGAGACACCUGAAGACCAAGCUCAAGGAGUCUGAGCGCCGACUGCAUGAGAGGGAGAGUGAGAUCGUGGAGCUGAAGUCCCAGCUGGCCCGAAUGCGCGAGGACUGGAUUGAGGAAGAGUGCCACCGGGUGGAGGCCCAGCUGGCCCUCAAGGAGGCCCGGAAGGAGAUCAAGCAACUCAAACAGGUCAUCGAAACGAUGCGGAGCAGCCUGGCCGAUAAAGACAAAGGCAUUCAGAAAUAUUUUGUGGACAUCAACAUUCAGAACAAGAAGCUGGAGUCACUCCUCCAGAGCAUGGAGAUGGCGCACAGCGGCUCGCUGAGGGACGAGCUAUGCCUCGACUUCCCCUGUGAGUCCCCGGAGAAGGGCUUGGUCCUCGGCGCGGCCUUGGGGCCGACGGAGGAUGCUCUGUCCCCGGAGGAGCCGGCCACGGAAGAAGGGGCCGACAGCGAGCUGCUGGGGGCAGACGGCGCGGCCCCCGGCGAGGAUGUGUUGGAGGAGCUGGUGACAGGCGCCAUCCCUGAGCCAGAGCUACCCGGCGCCGAGGUCGUGGCGCUGGGCGGCGAGGCGGCGGCGGUGGGCCGCGGAGGGCGCCGCGCGGUGGCGGAGCGGGCGGUGCAGACCGACGUGGUGCCCUACAGCCCGGCCUUCUCCGAGCUCCUCCGGCACGUGCUCCGGCUGCAGGACCCCUGGCCCUCCUCCAGCGCCGCGACCCCCGACGAGGAGUCCGGGGACGACUCGACCGAAAGCUUCCCAGAGCCCAUCUCCACCUUCGUGGUCGAUUUAACUCCCCGGAAUCCAAACUCGGCCAUCCUUUUGUCUCCCGUGGAGACCCCGUCCCCCGCGGCGGGUCCCGAGGCGCGUGGGAACCGCCUCAUGAGAGAGCUGGAUUUUGCGGGCUCGGAGGCGGCGGCGGCGGAGGAGGAGGAGAUGAGGCUGGACGGCCCGGGCCCACUGGCCCGCGCAGGGGGCAUCGCCGGGCGCUACUGGAGCCGCAGCUUCCUGGUGGAUCUGCUGGCCGUGGGGGCCCCCGUGGUCCCCACCGUGCUGUGGGCGUUCAGUACUCAGAGGGGGGGCACGGAUCCCCUGUACAACAUCGGGGCCCUGCUACGGGGCUGCUGCGUGGUGGCCCUGCACUCGCUCCGCCGCACCACCGAGCACAUCAAAACCUAAAGAGACGAUGUAGCUUCGGUGGGGUGGGCCCGCCUGCCCCCACCCCAUGCGGCACGGUUCCCGUUGGAGAAUCCGCGGGGUCGACCGGUGGCGGGCCUGGUUCUGUCGUUCUUUGCUCCUCGGUAUUUGAUUUGCACUAUAUUUAGUUGAAAGCCUGUUCCCUGUUGAAAACCGGAGGUAUCUUCAAAGGCAUGGAGACCUGGUUCCAGUCAAUGUCCCACCGGUGUGAUAGAGAAAGCAUGUUCGUGACCCUGCCCUUGUCGUCCAAGGUACCCCUGCUUAUUAUCCUAGUGGUUCAGGAAGAGAAAAUGCAGAGUUUGCACUUUCAAGACAGCUUCUGUAAGGCUGGCAUGUUAUCUCCUUGCUUUGCUUUGUCCCGUUUUUCAAAAAUGUGUAAUUGUUAACAGCAUUCCAAUGGUCUUGUGCAUAGCAGGGGACUGUAACCAAAAAUAAAAAUGUAUUUGUGUAAUGGGUUGGAAGAAGUCUUGAAUAGCUCUUUAGUGUCUUAAUUGGGGUUGAUAAGGUUUGAGUGUUUGCAGUUUUUUUUAAACUAAAUGUAGCUCCAGAGUCUGAAAUGGCUUGUGUGUUCCUAAACCUGGUAAUUGAUGAAACUGUAUGUAAGGUUUACAUUGUAUUAACUUAUUUUUUGCUUAUUAAAUAUAGUGUUUUGUUGAAAAUUGUUUGUAACCACACACUUCAGCAUGAUGAAAAUAAAGAUUAGUGUUUCCAUUGAAAUAAAUGUUCUAUACUCCUAUAAAAUAACUAUCUCUGUGAUUUUACUUCUGCAUAUGAUAAGAAAGACUAUAUGGAUGGCACACCCUUCCAUCUGUAACAGUAGGAACUGUAAAAAUGGAAUUAAAUGAUAAAGAGGGAAAAAUAGGUGUUCAAUAAAGGCAAGAACUUCUCACUCUA